CGUCACCAAGAAAAUGGCAGCUUACAUGAGCCGGUUACACCAUAUUUCAUUGCAUGUGUCAAACGUGAAUAAAAUAGCCUAUGACCUUGUGUCCAAAUUUAAGUUCGAUUUCUUCGCAGCCAGGUUAACUGAGAAAACUGGACAGUUUGCUUUUCGGAGAGGGUCGGCGGUGUUUCUUGUGAAUGAGAAGUCUCCAGUAGGACAUGAGUUGAAUGAGCGAGGUGGUCACCGUGAGUUGUCUUGCGUGUCUUCUUUUCACGAUUUGACUGAUAAUCGUGUGAGGAUUGGAGACAAAACCUCAGAAUUUAACGAACUGAGUUUCCUCUACGACCACAACUCAGAUUAUUCCGUCAACACCGCGUGCAAUGUCUGUUUCGAAGUAGAAAAUGUUGAGAGGUCAUUCAAUGCGCUUCACGACCAAGGCUGUCAAAUACUUGUGUCUCCAAAGACCGUGCAUGAUGAUAACGGAUGUGUUACUUACUUCAUCAUCAAAUCUAUCGUUGGAAAUGUCUGUCACACUCUAUUGGACAGGUCGAAGUACCAUGGCAGUUUCUUGCCACAGUUUGAUGAACUUGAAACCACUAAAUUGCACGACGUGAAUGACACGCAAUGUUCAAUCACUCAUUUUGAUCACAUCACCUACGCUUGUCCCAGACGGAGCACGGCUGAAGUGAUGAAGUGGUAUGAGAAACACUUCGGCUUCCAGAGAUUCCUUAUUGACAGCAAUGAAGAUAUGAAUGAGGGCUAUGUCCUUGAUCAAGAUGGUAUUGGACUUCGCCUUACUGCAAUGGAAUACUGGAAAUGCAGUGAAAUUGGAAUGAAACUGCCUUCUAACGACAAGGAGGAACCAGAUUGCAAGUUUGUGAUUGCAGAGUCAUUACCUGAACAAGGAAAGAAUCAAGUAGACACAUUUUUGGAACAGCACAGAGGUCCAGGCAUUCAGCACAUUGGACUUUACACCACUGAUAUAGUGCGGACAGCUCAAAUCAUGGCCCAAGCUGGAGUAGAGUUCUUCUCCCCUCCCCCUACAUACUAUACUGAGGUGGGGAAGCAGCAUGAAAUAGAGCGUGCAGGUUAUGACCCUCAGAUGCUGUUAGAACACGGCAUCCUUCUGGACACAGCCCUGGACAAGGAAGCCACGUCUCAGCCAUCCAGCGACCGAUACCUCCUUCAAGUGUUUACCAAGCCCAUUUUUGCUGAGGACACUUUUUUCCUGGAAUUGAUAGAGCGUCGUGGCGCCACAGGCUUUGGAGAAGGGAAUAUCAGAGCUUUGUGGAGAUCAGUACAAGCAUAUAUGGAGAAUGAGAAAGAGGAAACACAAAAAAACAAACCUGACCAUGUGUCUUUGAAGACUAGCGAAUGCUGACAUGCAUCAAACCUUAGAAUAAAUGCAAGAUAAUGGAUUAAUAUUGCAUUUGUGCUCUUUAGCUACAAAGCACUUAAGGUAAAAAUGACUCCCUUAAAAGUUAUAUUACAAACAACUAGUUAUUUAUUUGAGUUGUCCUAUGCAAAAGGCAUUUUGUUUUUAGCAGUGUUCCAGGUCUGUUUGUAAGAAUCGUUUAAGUAGUUGCUCUCAACAAAUAUAAUGGGCCCUAAUUUAAACGACAGGCAAAGUGCAAAGUCUAUCAACAAGCCAAGUCCUCCUAUAUUAACUAUAGAUAUUGUGUGCCAUGUGGUCGCAUUGAGCUGAUUCGUCCGUAUUUGCAGUGUUACAUUUUCAAAGUCAUUUAGCCAAUGUAUUAAAUUUAGUUAUACUUAAGACUUGGCACUUUGCCCAUAAUUCAAAUUUGGGCCCACUCUGUUGCUGUGGCAUUACAUGCUGUUACAUUGACCCUAUAGUUGAAUACACUGUUUGCAUUGCACUACUGAAUGCCCUAUUAACCUUCUAUUGGCGUUAUUUGUUUUAUACUUGUGUACAUGUUUUAUACUUUAACGCAAAUCCAGUUGUAAAAUGUUGGAUGCAAGGUUAUUUAAAUCUAUCUAUUAAUGCAAGGAACGUCUGUCUGUGUGUCAGUCUGUCUGUUCCACGCAUAACUCUCGAACCACUCAUCCAACUGCUCUCAAAUUGUGGGUGUCAUCCUAAUGGCACGAGUGUGUGCAGUGUCAAAUUUCAUGUUAUACGAACAAAAAAUGCCAUAUCUACGGGCUGCUCUAGUAAUACAAUAAUUGUAAAGUAGCAAAGUAACAAUGAAGUCUCAAUGACAGCAGAAGACCUAUUGUAAUGAGACAGAAGGAGCUUCAGCAGUUUGAACACAUUAACUUAAUAACGAUACGUUUUUACAAACACUAAGCUGCCUGCAUGUCUUGUUGAUUGCCCUGGGGUAAUCAGUUAUCAGUUAUGCCUGAACUGUUGCUGCCGCAGAGCAGUUGAGCAGUAGCUCAUUCCAGUUACUGAUGAAGGUUAAUUUAGUUAUUGCAUUCUGCAGUUAGUCCAUACUCACCUAAGUGUUUAUGUUUGUUACCUGGCAGACACUUUUGUCCAAAGCAACAGUUUAAAGUCAACUCAAAUAGCUUACAUUAAACAUAAUAAUCUUGACAGUCUUCACUCCUUAGUGUUAGUGAAACGAUGACACAUCAGGUGCUUGGAGGACCGCAGUGGUCGAGAAUGAAGUUUGUGAGGAAGUGUGAAGUAAGGUGUGAAUUAAGCUGAAUAGCUGCUUCUGAGAAUCACUGUGGCUGUAGCAAAACUUGUUCUUCAACCCCAUGAUUUCACUUGGUUUCUUAAAUCCAUAACCUAACUUAACUAAUGUUCAAACUACUUUGCAAUGUGAUGUGGAAUUGGGACUAUUGCAAGAAAAGCCUACUUGUUCACUGAUCAAACACUUAGAUUCAUACUGUAUGUGUUUUUAGAUUUGUUUGAUGAUGUUGCAGUAGGAUGUGUUUGUCUUGGCUUGCACACCUGAAAACAUAAAAUUGUCAGUGACAUGUUUGCUGAA
Sardina pilchardus (European sardine) is the source of this 2936-nucleotide messenger RNA. RefSeq names its product 4-hydroxyphenylpyruvate dioxygenase-like protein. The transcript is spliced from 5 exons. The record is from RefSeq and is a predicted model, not a curated record. Bases 14 to 1366 code for a protein of 450 amino acids. Gene Ontology annotation, biological process: aromatic amino acid metabolic process. NCBI's taxonomy places the organism in Eukaryota, Metazoa, Chordata, Actinopteri, Clupeiformes, Clupeidae. Gene Ontology annotation, molecular function: 4-hydroxyphenylpyruvate dioxygenase activity.